AUGGCUUCUCGUGCUGGCGGCGCGAAACAACGCCUGAUGACGGAACUCAGAGACCUCCAGAAGGAGAAAUGGGUCAAUAUCGAUCCUGACCAGGCAAACCUCUUCCGAUGGCGAUUCGCGCUCAUUGUGAUCAACCCCGACAGCGACUUCUAUGGUGCCUAUCUGAGGGCCGAGAUGACUUUCACCGACGACUACCCCUACUCACCGCCCAAGUUCCGAUUCCUCACCCCAGUCUACCACGCCAACGUCUAUCCAGAUGGACAGUUGUGCAUCUCGAUCCUCCACAAGCCUGGCAACGACAACAUGUCGGGAGAGGAGGCCAGCGAGCGAUGGUCGCCGCUCCAAGGCGUCGAGUCGGUCCUGCGAUCCGUCCUUCUGCUCCUCGAUGACCCGGAAAUCGGCUCCCCCGCCAACGUCGACGCCGGUAUUUUAUACCGUGACUACCGGGCCAAGUACCAGGCCAAGGCCAAGGCGACCGUAGAGGAGUCACAAAAGGACAUGCCCGAUGGCUUUGUCAUGCCGGCGACUUUCGAUGCGCCCCCUCCUCAGAAGAUGGAGGAUGACGAUGCCUUCUGGGCUGAGAGUGAUGAAGAGUUCGAUUUUGGCGGCAGUGACACAGGCGAGGAUGAUGAGAUGGAGGACUUUGAGGAAGACAAGGAGGAUGCCUCGGAGGACGAGGAGUCUUGA
Thyridium curvatum is the source of this 687-nucleotide messenger RNA. RefSeq lists its product as uncharacterized. Gene Ontology annotation, molecular function: ubiquitin conjugating enzyme activity. The transcript is spliced from 3 exons. NCBI's taxonomy places the organism in Eukaryota, Fungi, Ascomycota, Sordariomycetes, Thyridiales, Thyridiaceae. Gene Ontology annotation, biological process: protein polyubiquitination; proteasome-mediated ubiquitin-dependent protein catabolic process. The record is from RefSeq and is a predicted model, not a curated record. Bases 1 to 687 code for a protein of 228 amino acids.